Molecule: messenger RNA, 560 nt
Organism: Pipistrellus kuhlii (Kuhl's pipistrelle)
Lineage: Eukaryota; Metazoa; Chordata; Mammalia; Chiroptera; Vespertilionidae
Gene: CSTA
Product: cystatin A
Exons: 3
Coding region: 195-491 (98 amino acids)
Cellular component (GO): cytosol
Molecular function (GO): cysteine-type endopeptidase inhibitor activity
Source: RefSeq, a predicted model, not a curated record
CUGUUCUGUUGAGGAAGCAGGAAGACUUGUCUCAAGGGAUCCUCAUUUCCCUGGUGCCUUUUGCUCUUUGGGAAAAAUAAAGCAUUCUGUAGGCGGAGCUUGUGAACAACAUCUUCUUUAAAAACAGGAGUCCCCAGGCUUACCUGACCAUUUCAGUUCCAGUAUCCUACCUGGCAAAGAAGCAAUUAGCCAAAAUGAUGCCUGGAGGUUUAACUGAAGCCAAACCUGCCACUCCAGAAGUUCAGGAGAUUGCUGAUGAGGUUAAGCCGCAGCUUGAAGAACAAACAAAUGAGACUUAUGAAGAAUUUGAAGCUGUAGAAUACAAAACCCAAGUGGUUGCUGGAAUAAAUUACUACAUCAAGGUGCGGGUAGGUCAAGAUAGUUACAUUCACAUAAAAAUAUUCAAACCUCUUCCUCAACAGCAGCAGUCUUUGAAACUCACUGGCUACCAGACAGACAAAAGCAAGGAUGAUGAGCUGACGGGCUUUUAGCAGAACAUUCAAAAAGCCAUUGGAUUUCUUCCAUUAAUGAUGGAAUUGCUAAUAAUUGUUAAAGAAACU